UUUAUUGCUUAUCAAUGUAAAUAUUUAUACCUAAAGUAAGUAUAUCUAAAUAAAGAGAUAAUGUUCCAAUGAUAUUAAUGAAUACGUGUAGAUAUCUUGUCAUGCGCAAGCACAUCCAAAUAGUGUAUCAUUUAUAACACUGCGAAACGACAGACAGUAAAAUAUCGAAUCAGUUUACUCGAUUCGAUAACCAAUGAAACUAGACAUCGAGGUCAAGUUUGCUGGCGAACAUAAUAAACACGCAGGGCUGCCAUAUUUAAAAAUAGAUCCCGGCGGGUCCAUCCAUUCUGCCGCGUUUUAUUCUGCGUUGAAUGGAACGCAGUGCGCGGGAAUUUCAACAUUCUGCCUUUACUAUAGCAACGGUUGUUGUUUUGUGGAGCGCUAUAUCGUUAGACACUUUUGUUUUUACAUAAAAUAUUUAUCGUAUUCGUAAGUUCGUUACACAAUGCCUAUUUUAGUAAAAGAUUUCACGUGGUCUCAAACAAAUAAAGUUGUUCAUAUUAGAGUCCCGUUAAAUCCGGUUGCUCAUGAGAAAGUAGAUCUAUUCCCUACUGAGAAGUACAUAAAGGCUAAUUUUAGUCCAUUCUUGUUCGAAGUAUUUCCACUUUACGACGUAAAUAUAAAGAAAAGUAAAUGCUUUGUUAAAGAAGACGUGAUUAUUUUGGACUUGAUGAAAAAUGAUGAAAUUACAUGGGAAUGUUUAGAAAAGGAGCUUACAAAGGAGGAGAAAAUGAAAAUAAGACAAGAGGUUCUUGAAAAGUGCCUGGAACAAGCGAAGCAGGAAUCUGAAGAUAGAAAAAUUAAAAAGAGCCAGUUGGAUAGGUACACUGUUCAGCAAGCAAUGGAAAUAGAUAGUCAACAACAUAAGCUGAUGGACUCUCGGCGGGAUCACGAAAGAAAGAAAGCUAUGGAUGAGUUAGAAGAGUGGAGAGUAGGUAAGGUGAGUGUUACAGAAGAAUCUAAUGGCACUGAAUUACAAAGAGGAGAUGAGAAAAUUAAAGCACUUCCACCACCAAAAGACGAAGAACGGGUUGAAAUCAAUACGACAAAAGUUGAAAAAGGAGUACAGAAAAAAGACGAAGAGAAAAUGAAAAGGGAACCAGUAUUAAAGUCAGUACCGAGAGCGCAAAAACCUCCAAAGCCUGUGAAGACUCCAGUAAAAUCUGAAUACGUGGAAAAGAAGAAGGUGGAGACUGCAAAGAGAGUGUUACCAAGGUUGAGACAGACUAUGAAUUUGGAGAUUAACCACACGCCGCGGACUUUCCCUACGCCCAGCAGAGAAUCUACUGCCGAUGAAGAACAGGCUUGGCUGAAGAAUAUUACUUUAGCAAGACGAGCGACUGGUUUUGUCUCCGAAGACCUAAGACCAGAAGAACAAGAUCCUCAAUGGUGCAAGGAGAAGGGUGAUGAAUUCUUCAAAAAUGGCAACUUUCUCGGAGCCAUCAGUGCGUACACUCACGGCAUAACACUAUCAGACAAACUGCCCACCUUGUUCGCCAAUAGGUCUGCUACUCACUUCGCACUUGGCAAUUUUAAUAAAUGCUUGAAUGACUGCUCUACAGCCUUGGAUCUUAUGAAGCCACCGUGUGAGAGUAACCGACGCAGUCGUGCGAAGUGUAUCGCCAGGCGGGCGGCCGCACUCGCUCGUCUAGGCUACCUUAGCAAAGCCAUCGACGAAAUGAAAGCUGCCGGCAAACUGCUACCGGACGACGAAACCAUUCAAAAAGAUAUUUAUGACAUGGAAAGAGCAUGGGAACAAAAUCCCGAUUCCGAUUAAUGGAGAUGUGAAAGCAAACACAAUUUUACAACAGAAACAUAAUAUUUAUUAGGAAUAAAAUUAUAAUACAUUAACGAAAUGCAUAUUGCUUUUACUCUUCAAUAAUAACUUUCUUGGGUAAACCAAGAUUCUUAAGUAGAGCAUGUGGAGAGGGGUCCCGACCUCGGAACCUCCUGAACACCUCACUAGGAUGACAACUGCCUCCCACAGCUAAGAAUGUGUCUCUAUAUCUCUUUCCCACUUCGAAAAUGUUCUGGUCACCCUUCUUGGCUUCUUCAAAUGCACUGUAGAUGUCCGCAGCAAUCAUUCUGGACCAUAACCGGCAGUAGUAUGCACUUCCCCACUCCUCAGAGAAAAUCUUGGUGAAUGAAAGGGGAUGGGAAUCGUACUUGUCGAAAGGUAGAGCAUGGUAUUUGGGCCACAUCUCCCUCACAAUGUCUCUCCAGAAAUCCUUUUUCGUGUGCAGUUCCAAGUCAAGUUUGGAUAAGUACAGCUCUUUACACAAGUUGUAUCCUGACAUGUGGCCUCUGAUAUUUUGUAGGUUCCUCACUAUUUCAUCAGGUAAGGGCUCAUCUGUUUCGAAAUGACCACUGACUGAUUUGAUAAUCUGUGGGUCAUACAGCCAGUGAGUCAUCACUUGCCCACACACCUCAGCCGCAUCCCAUUCCACAUUAGAGAGCCCAGCAACCUCCGAGUAGUUAGCCUUCGUCAGUAAAUGACGAAGUGAAUGACCAAAUCUUUGGAACAGAAUACUAACUUCAUUGAAUGACAGUAAAGAUGGUUGACCAUCUGAUGGAGUUUGGAAAUUAAAUAUUAAUGCAGAUAAUGGAGCAGUGCCAGUUGAUGUGCAUUUGUUUCUGAUAGCAAUAUGCCACCCUGCAUCAUCAUAAAUGCGAAUUUUUAGAUCUUUGCGAGCAUAUGGAUCCAAGUAGAAGUUAGCUACUGGAUCUGUACUAGACUCAUCAAACACAUCAUAGAAUUUGACAUCCUUAUGCCAAGUAUGGAUGCCUGUUCUCUCUACAAUCUGAAUAUUAAACAGCUUACUGCAGAGUUCAAAAAGACUAUCAAUAACUUUAGGCAGAGGGAAGUAUUCCCGAAUUUUGUCUUCAUCAAAGCCAUACAUUGACCAUUUCUGUUUUCUCUGCCAAUAGGGUAUGUCCCAGUGUUCUAACUUGACAUCGAAACCUCUUUCCUGUGCAUAUCUCUGUAAUAAUUCAAUUUCUGCAUCCUGCAUUGAUCUGGCACUCUCUAGCAAACUGUCUAGGACAUUGUUUACAUUUUCCACAGACCCGGCCAUUUUGGUUUCCAUGCUCAUAUCUGCAAAUGUUUCAUAGCCCAAUAUCAUUGCUUGUUCUCUUCGUAGACUCCUUAUGUUCUCUAAAUUUGUGGCAGUUUCAAUUUCUUUGUUUACAUAACUAGAACACCUUUGUACAUGUGCCUGCCAGGCGUUCCAACGGAGCUCCCUGUCAGGACAGUACUGCAUAAAUGGUUCGUAGAUAUGGGGCUGUAGUGUGACUUUCCAAGGUCCUUUGGAGGGAUCCGCACCCAUAGCCAUAGAGUAUACUAACCCACUUGGAAACUCUCUCAUAAGAUUUGCAUCUUUGAUGGUACUUGUGAAGACUUUGUUAGCAACAUUUACUUUAUCUCUGAACAUUUGCCGUUCCUGUUGUAGCCCAGCCAGGAUAUUGUUCAGUCUUUCUCUCUUGAUGCCUUUUACAUCUAGACCAUUUAGUUUACCUUCUAAAAUGUACUUAUCCAACAAUCUCUGUUCUUCGUCUGUAAGUUUCUUGAGGCGGUUCUUUUCUGUGACUGCUGCUUGGAAGAUAGGUAUGCUGUUGAAUUUUGAGGAUCUUGCUUUGUGUGCUCUCUCAUGUAUUUGGAUGUAGGACUUUGUAGGCAUUAGUGAACUGUUACCGAGGUACAGUGUCUUUGCCAUGCCCCAAGUAAGUUCUAAUUGAGAGUCAAGUUUCUCUAAUGGUUGAAAUAUUUCCAUAAAGGCGUUUUUACAGUUUUCUGAUGCAUGCUCAAUCUGUCUGACACCAUUUUCGUAUUCCAGGCUCUGUUUGCUGAUUGUGGCAAUGCAUUUUUCAAUCGAAAUAUCAUUAAAUUCUGGCAGGCCGUUAUCUGAGAGUAAAGUGUUUUCUGCAUCCUCGCCUAUUUCAGGAAUACU
This is a messenger RNA of Spodoptera littoralis (African cotton leafworm), 3947 nucleotides long. The record is from the annotation of a GenBank genome assembly. NCBI's taxonomy places the organism in Eukaryota, Metazoa, Arthropoda, Insecta, Lepidoptera, Noctuidae.